AUUUCUCCAUCAACGCUGAAGUAAAAGAACAGUUCCAUUACACUUUUUAAAAUAUUCGAGAAAUAAGAAGAAGUAAAAAUUCUAAAGCAAUGAGAUUCCAUGCAAUUAUUCUUCUUAUGGUCUUUGUCUGUAUUGAUGCAGGGAACGAUGUGAUUAAGGAAACGGAUUUUGAGGAAUUUGGUGGAGGAAAGGGAAAAGAAUCUGAUCUCCAAACAGUCUACUCAAACCUUGCCAUAAUGUCCCGUAUCACAAAUGCAAUCUCCCUCCAAGCAGCUGCCAUUCGGGACUCUGUCAAUAUUAGAAAUGUCAUCACUGAGCUUUUGGAAGCCAAUACCGUACUAUUCUCGGAUCUUUUCAAUUAUGAUGAAAAGAAUUUGUUGAAGAUAUUGACUCAUAUUUCUGAAGAAUCAAAGAAAUUAGUGAACGCUGUGAGUCGGGAAGAUGUUGUGAAGGUGUCGAAUGGAACAGAGUGGUUGAAUACGUUGAAGGGUCUCGUGAGUACUUUUGAAGACAUACAUCAAAUCAAUAAGAUAGAUAUUGUUGUAUUCUUGAACGGACUGUACGGUGAUUCAUUCGCAAAAAAAGCUACUUCUUGUAACGACACUGUCAUCGAAACAUUUUUAAUGUUUUACAAAGUAAUAAGGAGCGCUGCCCAUAAUACAAAUGGAACUCUUGUGAAAGAAAGUAUCAACACUUUUCUGGACUUGGAAACUGAAUUAUUCGAAUGUCUCGAUAAUAUAUCAAGUUACAAAAGUAUUUUUAUUCCUAUUGUAACGCGUCUUAACUUUUUCACAGCUUUGGAAAAAACUAUAAAAUCUCUAAACUCUAAAAUUCCAAAUAAAAAGGAUGUAUUUGAAGUGUUUGAUGUUCUUUCCAAAGCUUUUGGAUACAUCGAAGGAAUCUGGAAAAGCUCUUCAAGAAAAACCGAUAGAAAGACAAGCGCAUUAUUCCAGGAGGCUGUUACUAAACUUCAAAACAUUUUCGAAAAAAGGAGUGAAGCACCUCCGCUUCUUCUGACAAAUGGGUUCCCGAGAAAAGGAGAUAUGGCUCGAGUGUCUGCAGAUAUUGACAGUAAAUGGUUCAAGGAUCAUGUUUCAAAAGGGAGUAGCACUGCGAAUCUGAAACAUGGACUUGGUGGUUUUUUCCGGUUUGCCGAGCUUAUGAAGAUCUUGGAAGAAAGUUGGAUUGCAUUUGAAAGAAGUUAUCAUCAAUCGAAACACGUUGGCAUAGAACUUUCAAAAUGUAUCAGAAAUCUUUUGAAAAGUGCUACACUGGAAGUGCUCAACCUGCUAAUAGUAUACCAAACUCAUCAGACAAGUUUUUUCUGACUUGCAUCGCAAAAGUAGUGACAUUCAUGACAUUCGGCUUCAAUAUCAGACUUUCGCUGAAAUUGAUAAGGAAUCAGUUAGAAAUGUUAUUCAAGAAAUCCGUAAUAAGAAAGACGGUGAUAUAAAUUUAUAGACAAGAUCAGCACUUGAAUCCUAUCCGUCCUUCAAACAGCUUGCCACCUUUUUUGAACAACUUUUCAAAUUUAAAGUUCAUUUUUCUAAUUUAACGGCUUCAAAUGAUAUAGAAGAAUCUGUGACUGAUAUCAUAGGUUAUUUAACGAAUUCGACACUUUACACUUCAUCAUUAUGCCUUCGAACAGAUAAUUUUGACCCGGAGAAGUUAUUGAAAAUGCAAGAAUUGUUGAAAAGUGUAUUCCAAAUCAAAAAUCAAAAUACUACCGAAAUUCUGAAUGUGAUACAACUUUAUAAAACGACUAAGCAACACUUGUCGGAGGCGGAAAAUUUUGUGAAGAAUUUCAAAAAGUUGAAGCCGAAGAGGCAAGCUUCCAACACGAAACAUUCAGCAAUAAACUCUUCAAAUCCAGUUCUCCAGUUGUCAAACCCUCAGGAAGUUUCUUUGAGUUUGGGGAGAGGAAUGUUAAUUUUAAGAGAAAUCACGAAAUCCUACCUGUCUAUGGAUAUUUUGAAAGCUUCUAUGCAUUUUUCGGACAAUAUCAAUAAAAGAAUUAUCGCAAAAAAUCCCGAUGACAACGUCAAGAAUUUCUGGGGCAAUUCGAAGACACACAUAAUUGAGAGAUUUAUAAAUGAAUUAACAAUACUCAACAAAUAUGCUGGAACAGUACAAAACAAGGAUGUUCUAACUAUGAAGAAAACUCUGGAUGAAGCUGUGAAAGUUAAGUGAUUCAAAAAUGUUUUUCAAAGUAUUUAUUCACAGUUGAAAGCUGGUACUUCAGUAUCUUCUAUUCCUCCUAAAGAUGCUCAGAACGCUUUGGAAAUAUCCAAAAAACUCAGUUUGAUUGACAUGGAAUUUUCUGUUCACGAAGGAUAUUUGCAAGUUGCGUCGCUUAAUUUCAAAGAGCUAAUGGCUUAUUUCGAUAGGAUUUUUGCGCCAGAGGAAGAGGAAACUCGACAUGCUGUAGUCGAGGAGUUGAGUCGAGGAGAGUCGAGGAGUCGAGGAGUUCUAUCCAUUCUUAUCAGUGUUGGAGCUUUUAUAAUUCUAAUAGUUGGUGGAAUUGUGAUCUACGGGCUCACUCCAUCGGGUCGAGCAAAAUACAAGAAUGUUUAUCUUUCCUUUUUUGGAAAACCAGAAGAUUUCGAGAAACGCUGGAGAUAUUCGUUGUUCAUGGAUCGAGAUGAUGGAAAGAAUGCUCUUUUGGAUGCCGUACGAGAAAUUAACGCAACAAAUGUUAAGAAAGCUGUGAAUCAAGGAGCAUAUAUCAAUGUCUUUAACAGAUACGGAAACACUGCUUUACACGUGGCAACAAAAUGUGGAUUCACUGAAAUUGUGGAGAUUCUCAUCAAAAACGGAGCAGAUAGAACACUUUUGAAUGCACAUAACAAGACUGCAGAACAAUUGUUAAUUCCAAAAGACACUACGAGCACUUUGAAGACACAAGUAACAACGGACACUAGAACACCAACUGACACAAUUCCAAAGUCUAAACUGGAUUUGGAAACGAUGAAUAGCGUUAAUCAGUUGUUCAGAAAAUAUCGAAACAAGAAGUUUCGAAAUCGAGUUCCCGAGAAGUUUCCAGUCAGCUCAUUUCAUAUUUUUAUUGAGGAACGAUUUGAAGAAAAGGAUUUUGGCAAGUUUAUGGAUGCAUUUCCCUCGAUUACAAACGCAGACGCUUUGCCUACUACAACUCAUUGUAUUGUAAAGACCGACCCCGAUGGAACUUUGGAAACCGAUAAUAUUGAUUUAUUGAUUUGGAUUUUCAAUGGAGUAAUUAUUGUAAAAGAGUCUUGGAUGACGGAUUGCUUGGAAAAUAAGAAAUUGAUUGAAAAAGACAGUGACUAUUUGGUGGAAAAAGUGAAAUACAAGGGUACUGUCUAUGGUACAGUAAUUCAAUGGUCCGAAGCAAUGGCCAAAGGAACUAUGCCGUAUCUUCAUGGAGUUUAUGCAUCAAUUUUAAUUGAAGACAAGACUAAUUAUCCAACACUUGUCUCUAUCAUAACUACCCACGGAGGAACAAUUGUCGUCGAUCCUAAAGUACUUUCAAACUUAAAUCAGGGAUCCCAUCCAUAUCUUCACUCCAAUCUCGGAUCAUUUUUCAUUAUUCAUGACGGUCGACCCGAUUUGAGACAGUUCAAGAAUGACACUAACAAUUUGUUCACAUUGUUCACCGAACAAGAAUUCGUCCAUUUUAUGCUGAAACGAGAGAUCUGUAAGGAUAAGAGACCGAAUCCGAUCCCUCUAACUACCGAUGCUGAUGACUGAGCAAUAUCAAUGAAACUUUACUGUCCAGAAGAAUAAAUGUGUUUAAUUU
Molecule: messenger RNA, 3775 nt
Organism: Caenorhabditis elegans
Lineage: Eukaryota; Metazoa; Nematoda; Chromadorea; Rhabditida; Rhabditidae
Source: the annotation of a RefSeq genome assembly